Messenger RNA from Prosopis cineraria, 2514 nucleotides. RefSeq names its product phospholipase D alpha 4. Gene Ontology annotation, molecular function: D-type glycerophospholipase activity; calcium ion binding. Gene Ontology annotation, cellular component: plasma membrane. Bases 65 to 2347 code for a protein of 760 amino acids. The record is from RefSeq and is a predicted model, not a curated record. Gene Ontology annotation, biological process: phospholipid catabolic process; phosphatidylcholine metabolic process. NCBI's taxonomy places the organism in Eukaryota, Viridiplantae, Streptophyta, Magnoliopsida, Fabales, Fabaceae. The transcript has 4 exons.
UGACAGCUCUAUCUCCCUCUUUCUCUCUCUGAAUUUCACCCUGGUGCAUUUUUGAGGCAAGGCAAUGGAGACAAAACUUGAGCUCCUCCAUGGAACAAUUGAAGCCACCAUCUUCAAUGCUACUCCUUAUGCACCUGCAUUUCCCUUCAAUUGUAUCCAUGCAAAUGGGAAGCCUGCAUAUGUGACCAUCAAGUUAGGCCACAAGAAGGUAGCAAAGACAAGUCAAGAGCGAGAUCGUGUGUGGAAUCAAACCUUUCAGAUCCCAUGUGCUCACCCAGCAGAUUCAAUUAUCACCCUCACAUUGAAAACAUCAUGCUCCAUAUUGGGGAGAUUCCAUAUUAAGGCUCAGCAGUUACUCAAGGAAGAAAGUUUAAUCAAUGGUUUCUUCCCUCUCCUUAUGGAAAAUGGAAAACGAAACCUUCAACUCAAGUUAAGGUUUCUAUUGUGGUUCAAACCAGCAGGGAUUGAACCAAGUUGGGAAAAGCUACUAAGGGAUGGGGAAUUUCAUGGCUUAAGGGAUGCCUCGUUUCCACAAAGGUCCAAUUGUCAGGUCAAGCUUUAUCAUGAUGCUCACCAUUCUUUCACUUUUCAACCUCCUUUUGAUCACUGUGGAGCUCCAAGAAGGCUAUGGGAGGAUGUGUAUAAAGCCAUUGAGGGUGCAAAGUACUUAGUUUACAUUGCAGGGUGGUCCUUCAAUCCUAAGAUGGUUCUGGUUAGAGAUCCUGAAACGGAAAUCCCAUAUGCAAGAGGAGUAAAGCUUGGUGAGCUGUUAAAAAGGAAGGCAGAGGAAGGAGUGGCAGUGAGGGUGAUGCUUUGGGAUGAUGAAACAUCUUUGUCAUUUAUUAAGAACAAAGGCAUGAUGAAUACCCAUGACGAGGAUGCUUUUGCAUACUUCAAACAUACAAGAGUUAUAUGCAGAAAGUGUCCCAGAUUACACCAUAAGUUCCCGACACUGUUUUCUCACCAUCAGAAGACUAUAACCGUUGAUGUCAAAGCACCGAAGUCUGUGAAUGAUAGAGAAAUUAUGAGCUUUGUUGGUGGGUUGGAUUUGUGUGAUGGCAGGUAUGACACAGAGCAGCACUCAUUGUUUCAAACCCUAAAUAGUGAAUCCCAUCGCUAUGAUUUCUAUCAGACAAAUAUUGCAGGAGCUAGCCUUAAUAAAGGAGGGCCAAGAGAGCCUUGGCAUGAUGCUCAUGCUUGUGUUAUAGGUGGUGCUGCUUGGGACGUGUUAACAAAUUUCGAGCAAAGAUGGAGAAAGCAGUGUAAUCCUUCCCUUUUAGUCCCUGCAAGUGCCUUAGCAAAUCUCAUGCCCCAAAAUUGUUCAAGCAUUCCUAUUGAGAGGAAUUGGAAAGUUCAAGUAUAUAGAUCAAUUGACCAUAUCUCUGCUUACCAAUUGUUUAGAAAGUUUACUGUAGAAAGGAGCAUCCAUGAUGCUUAUGUUGAAGCAAUCAGGCGUGCUGAUAGGUUUAUAUACAUUGAAAACCAGUAUUUCACUGGGGGAUGCGAUUUGUGGGACAAUAACAAGAAUAGUGGAUGCAGAAAUAUUAUUCCCAUUGAGAUAGCACUCAAGGUGGCAAGUAAGAUUAAAGCGAAGAAGAGAUUUGCAGUGUAUGUAGUGAUUCCAAUGUGGCCAGAAGGAUUACCUGAAAGUGAAACAGUUCAGGACAUCCUGCAUUGGACCAGAGAAACAGUAGCAAUGAUGUAUAGGUUGAUUGGAGAAGCAAUACAAGAGAGUGGGGAAGCAGGGCACCCAAGAGACUACUUGAAUUUCUUUUGCCUAGCAAAUAGGGAACAGAAAGGGGAAGGGGAGUACCUGCCGCCACAUUCUCCUCACCCUGAAACACAAUAUUGGAAUGCCCAAAAAAGUAGAAGGUUCAUGGUGUAUGUCCACUCCAAGCUCAUGAUAGUGGACGACCUGUACUUGUUGAUAGGGUCGGCUAACGUGAACCAGAGAUCCAUGGAUGGGCAAAGAGACACUGAGAUAGCCAUAGGUUGCUACCAAUGGCAAGAUGCGGAUUCCAGCAACCAAGUGAUCAAUCGCGGCGAGAUUCACGCAUACAGGAUGUCACUGUGGUAUGAGCACAGUAGGUGCGCAGAGGAAUGGUUGAUGGAGCCAGAGAGAUUGGAAUGCGUAAGGAAAAUGCGAUCGAUAGGAGAUCGAAUGUGGGAAAUCUACAGUGGCGAAGAAAUUGUGGACAUGGAAGGCGUUCAUCUGGUGAGUUACCCUUUGAAGGUAACGCAGGAAGGUUUGGUGGAUGUGAGUGGGAGCGGGUCCCGCUUUCCCGAUACAGAGUGUCCAGUGAAGGGGAAGAGAUCAAAGGUGUUGCCUCCUAUUUUCACUACUUAAAGCCAUAUAACAGAAAGAAGGUUCCAGCUUGGGAUGUCUCUACUGAUUGUUGUGUUAAAAGUAUCAUGAUUCAAAAAUUUAUAUGUUUACUUUAGGGUCACACAUUAUAUCAUCUAUUUUUUUUUAGCCAGAAAUUUAAUUUAAUCUAUUUAAAGAUUGUAAAGCAA